GUAUUUAUUUAUUAUAUAAAAAAAAAUGUGUAGGCCUAUUCCCAUAAAAAAAAUACCCAGCAUCAACCGUUAUAAAAAUGGUGUCCAAUAAAUAAUAAAAACGCAUAUAGUCUACUACAAUAGAAAUAGCUAUUGCUGUAACAUAAUACUACCAAGAUAACAUUUAACAAUGUAACAUGUUUGUACAUUGGGCAAUGCGGCUUUGAUAUAGCCUAAACCAGACCUUUCCAAACCACCCCUCCCAUCUAUUUCUACAACGAGUCGACUCGCUGCUUUGAGACAGACAUCACAGAAUCAGCGUGUGCGCAACAGCACACACCGAGCACGGAAAAACACCUCCAUCAAAUCUGUAGUGGCAGUUCACUAGUCAAGGCCCAGGGUCGCCUUUCCGUCGAGGACAUUAACCUGCCCCUGUCUUUCCCAAGAAAAUCCCCCACGGUUUAGCUUUUGUAUCGACUGGCAUCCUGGAGGCAUGGCAGAAGCGGAGUUACAAACCUUUACCUCUAUCAUGGACGCAUUGGUUCGCAUUAGUUCCAACAUGAAGAGUAUGGAACAGGAGCUACAUUGCCUGGUGUGUGAUGAGAUGGUGAAACAGCCCAUCCUCCUGCCAUGCCAGCACAGUGUGUGUCUGCUGUGUGCGGCUGAGGUGUUGGUACAAAGAGGUUACCCUCCUCCAGAACUGCCUCCAGAGCCACACUCACCGGCGUCCACACCCAACACUCGCUCCCCACGACAGGCACGAAGACCCACACCCAGGACUCCUGACCGCCUGGAACGGGUCCUGAGAACAGUGUGUGGGACAUACCCAGGGCGGAGGCGGAAGGACGUGACCCAUCCCCCCAUGUUGUUCCCGUGUCCUUCCUGUCAGCAGGAUGUGGAGCUCGGAGAGAAAGGCCUGACAGACUGCCUUCGCAACCUCACACUGGAGCGGAUCGUGGAGAGGUACAGACACACAGUAAGUCUGGGCAGCGUAGCCAUUAUGUGUGGUUUCUGUAAGCCUCCUCAGUCUCUGGAGGCCACAAAGGGCUGCGCUGACUGCAAGUCCAACUUCUGCAACGAGUGUUUCAAACUCUACCACCCCUGGGGAACCCCUCGAGCUCAGCACGAACACAUUCUACCCACCAACAACUUCCGGCCAAAGGUCCUAAUGUGCACAGAGCACGAGCAGGAGAGACUGCAGUGGUACUGCCGUAACUGCCAGAGGUUACUGUGCCCACUUUGUAAGCUACGUCGUGUCCACCAUGGACACAAAGUGUUGCCUAUAGCACAGGCCUACCAGGCCCUCAAGGACAAAGUUACCAAGGAAGUCAACUUUAUUCUGACCAACCAGGAGACAAUACAGAGUCAGAUCACACAACUGGAAGCUGCCAACAAACAGAUGGAGGCAAACAGCUCAGUGGCUCUGCAUCAGCUGACCCACUGUAUCCGAGAGCUGGGCGCAGCUAUAGCUGAGCGUCAGGGAGCUUUGGCUCUGGCCCUGGAGGGAUCCCGCAGCAAGAAGGAUGAUGCCCUGUCUGCCCAGGUCUCAGAGAGGCAAGGCCUGCUGGAGCACGCGGGCCUGAUGGCCUACACACAGGAGCUGCUCAAGGAGACCGAUCAACCCUGCUUCGUACAGGCUGCCAGAGUCACUCACAGCAGGCUGGUGAAGGCGAUAGAAAAUCUUCAAUGUUUUUCUCUCUCAGCUGAUCCCUCCUUCAGAUACUUUCACCUAGACACAUCCAAAGAGGUCGAGCUCAUCCACAGUUUGGAGUUCAUACAUGCCCCACUGGCUCCAGUCAUUGACACUCAGAAGACACUUGCUUAUGACCAGCUGUUUUUGUGCUGGCGCCUCCCUCAGGACUCGGCCCCAGCUUGGCACUUCUCUGUCGAAUACCAGCGACGUGCAGGAGGAGCGGCGGCCACAUGGGGCGGCACCAGAUCCCCCGAUGCUGCAACAUCAUGGCUGCGUCUGGAUGAUGUGAGAGGGACCAAUGCUGUGGUUGACCGACUGCAGAUGGACAGCGUGUAUGUGCUCAGGGUGAGAGGCUGCAACAAGGCCGGGUUUGGAGAGUACAGUGAAGAAGUUUACCUUCACACUCCACCAGCACCUGUGUUGAGUUUCUCCUUGCACUCACGCUGGGGUUUGCACGCUGACAGGCUGGCGUUGGGUAAAGGCCAAACUUACGCCCGCAGUGUGCCAGGCCUCUCCCUCCUGCAGGCCGCUGACCGCACACUCACUUCUUGCCACUUGACUUCUGACCUGCUAGUGGCCGACUUGGCUGUCAAUCAAGGCAGACACUACUGGGCAUGCUCUGUGGAGCCUGGUUCCUACCUGGUAAAGGUGGGAGUAGGGCAGGAGGCUAAGCUACAAGAGUGGUUUCACCUCCCUCAGGACAUGGCCAGCCCUCGCUGCGACCCAGACAGUGGCCAUGACAGUGGAGCAGAGGACGGCCAGGACUCUCCUCCGUUCUGUUUCCUCACAAUAGGCAUGGGCAAGAUCCUGCUUCCUCAAGGACACGGUCACACUCAGAGCCAGGGGGACAGCCAGAGCCAGGGGGGAGUGCACUCCCACAGUAGCAACCAUAGUAACCUGCCUCACCCUCAUACUACUCCCCUGCCACCUCGACUGGGAGUGUGCCUGGACUGUGACAAAGGACGUAUCUCCUUCUAUGAUGCCCACUCGUUGCGGAUCCUGUGGGAGGGACACAUGGACUGUUCCGCCCCUGUGUGUCCGGCAUUCUGCUUCAUCGGCGGAGGGGCCCUGCAGCUGCAGGACCUUGUGGCAAAUCGGAACAUCGAAGAGCCGCCGCCACGGAGGGUAACCAUCCAAACACGUGCAACAAAUCUCAGCAAAUAAACUGAUGUGAGAGCAGUUUAUGUGCACAGUUCACUCAGAAAUCAAAGUUGUUUUUCAUGCCUGUAGAGGUGGUUCAUAUUCACCCCUAAUGUGAGUUCAUACAUAAUUGCCUUGAUCCUGUAAACUUUGAUUCUUGAUUGAACAUUUUCCUCUCAAUUUGACCGUUGAGAUCUUUAUUAAAAUAAAGAUCUAUAAAGAUUUAUUAAAAUAUUUUCUUUUGCAUUUGAACUUGGCCUGAAUAUCAAAUCUCUCUUUUGGCUUUCUUUCUUCUCAAUUUUGCAAUGCUACGCUGGAGUGAUUUUAGACUAUGCAGAAUUCUGUUAGCAGGGUGAGUAAAUCUGUUUGCAAUGUAAGAAAACAAAUCUGCUCUCCUUUUUACACUUGUCUUAAUUUGUCCCAGAAUGACUAGACAGCAAACGUUGCAUGCAAGUGUAACUAGGAUUCAUAACUUCCAUAUAUGCAGAUAACUGACUGUCUGACUGACUUGUAAAAGCACCUCAGAUGUACUGUAUGUCUAAUUUUAUAUCUUGAUUUUUUUUUUUUUUAUGUAGCCUCAACAAGUGUUAACGAUGUGUAUAUAACUCAGAAUUAGAGAAUGUGAAUUUUCUUCGGUUUGUUGAAUUGUAAAGUUCUGCAGGCUCACGUCAGGAUCACAUGUCUCGCAGUCUCAACAGUCCCAGGUGGUAUUUUAUAUAGUCGCUGUUUUUGCAAUUUAAAAAAGGACUUGUGUGGCAUUUUGUUAAACGCGCUCACAGUUGCCUCAAUGUUUUCAGAAGAGAUAUCAAAGUAAAAAAAGGUUCUGAAGAAGAAUGUUCUCAUCAAGCUGUCUGUCUUCAUAACAUGUGAAUACAUUUCAGUGUUUUACAUGUUGACCAUACAGAUGGCCUACUUGUCCAGUAUUAAACUGUGGUGUUUGAGUGACUUGCACAUAUAUAUUAAUGAUGAGACGUUAAAGGAAGUGGAUGGAUGAAGUAGGCUAAUGAGAAGAGGUUUAUUUUAUGAGCUCUGGUUGACUUGAAAUGUUACUUUUCUUUCUCUUACUGCAGUGGACAGUAGCUCAUUUACUUGUUAACUAAUUCAAAGUGAUGUUUGUGGAAGUGUAAGAGCCCAGUUAUGUAUCAUUUCACUGCAAAAGGAUGUCUAUAUUGUAAUAUUUUCAAAUCGACUGGCCCCGACUGUAUUUUGAUAUAUAAUAUGAUUUUUCUGGUGUGUGUGUGUGUGUGUGUGUGUAUGUGUGUCCUGUCUUGAAUGACAUGUCUAGACUCUACUUGUGUUACAGCACAGCACUUGAAUGACUUUAGACUAUAGCAUCCCAGAAAUCAGAAUCUCUUCAUUUAGAUUUAGCCUUGGCUGGCAGAGUGUUUCUAUCAUGUCCUGAGAAAAACAAUAAAUGACUGAUAAAUGUAACAUGGAGUCACUUUGUGUCAUAAAUAACCAAUGUUUUGUACAGAAGCAACCCCUCUUUUUUUAUGAUGUCAUUCAUAACGUGCUUCCUGUGAUACAUUUAAGACAAACCUUUUCUUUAUUUAAUGUAUUCCUU
This is a messenger RNA of Cottoperca gobio, 4376 nucleotides long. RefSeq names its product tripartite motif containing 46a (gene trim46a). Gene Ontology annotation, cellular component: main axon. Gene Ontology annotation, molecular function: protein binding; zinc ion binding. Bases 473 to 2836 code for a protein of 787 amino acids. NCBI's taxonomy places the organism in Eukaryota, Metazoa, Chordata, Actinopteri, Perciformes, Bovichtidae. The record is from RefSeq and is a predicted model, not a curated record. The transcript is spliced from 12 exons. Gene Ontology annotation, biological process: microtubule bundle formation; axonogenesis; anterograde synaptic vesicle transport.